Colletotrichum higginsianum IMI 349063 is the source of this 597-nucleotide messenger RNA. RefSeq names its product Duf1649 domain protein. The transcript is spliced from 3 exons. Gene Ontology annotation, cellular component: phagophore assembly site. Bases 1 to 597 code for a protein of 198 amino acids. NCBI's taxonomy places the organism in Eukaryota, Fungi, Ascomycota, Sordariomycetes, Glomerellales, Glomerellaceae. The record is from RefSeq and is a predicted model, not a curated record. Gene Ontology annotation, biological process: autophagy; autophagosome assembly.
AUGCAGCAACAAACGCCUCCCGAAUUUAUUCUAGACGCCUUCGCCGAUCCGGCCUCCGUACGGGAUGUUGUCAAAGGAAUCCUUCACACAAUUUUCUUCCAUCGCUUCUUCCCCGCCGUUAUCCCCUACACCCGCGAGGUCCUCGAUCUGACCCUGCCCUAUGUCGACGACGUCGAGCUCGAGACCAUGAUCGAACAGCGCGCCACCGCCCUCGUGCGCCAGCUUGACGCCGAGCGCUCUUCGUCCUCGACCUCGACAGGCUCGGGCGGCGGCGGAGGGCGCGGGCAGCUUAACGUCCAGUUCUUCGAGAAGAAGCGCCGCAAGGCCUGGCUCAUGCGCGGCGAUGAGGAGGUCUGCUGGGAAUGCUGGACAGUCAAGGUCACUGUCGCCGAGCCCAGGACCGAGACAGAACGCGCAAAAGUUCGGAAGGCCAUGGAACAAACACUCAUGACGACCGUCAUGAAGGUCAUCACUUUCGUCAACGCCCACAAGGACCACAUCCCUCCGAUAACGACGCAGGGGUCGAAUCCUUUCCCCUACCAAAUCAACAUCAACCAGAAGGAGUCUGGAUGGGCCACGAGGAUGGGCAUAUACUGA